CCCAGGUCCCUUCACGGCGGGGUAAGGGAUCAAGCUCUCAAGAUGGCGGCGGCAUCGGAGGAGCGGAUGACUGAGGAGGGAGGCGGCAGCCACGGUGACGGCAGCUCCUCUUCGGCUGCCGGCUCUGCCCAGCGACAGCCUCCGCCUCUCCCUGCCCAGCCCCCGCAGCCGGGGUCCCAGGCGCCCCCAGCGCCGGCGCUGGUUCCGGACCAGCUGCCUCAGAACAACACGCUGGUGGCGCUGCCCAUCGUAGCCAUCGAGAACAUCCUCAGCUUUAUGUCCUACGACGAAAUUAGUCAGCUGCGCCUGGUUUGUAAAAGAAUGGACUUGGUUUGCCAGAGAAUGUUGAAUCAGGGGUUUCUGAAAGUGGAGAGGUACCAUAAUCUGUGUCAAAAGCAGGUGAAAGCACAGCUCCCAAGGCGGGAAUCAGAAAGGAGAAACCAUUCUUUAGCUCGUCAUGCAGACAUCCUUGCUGCUGUGGAAACAAGGCUGUCGCUGUUAAAUAUGACUUUCAUGAAGUAUGUGGAUUCGAAUCUCUGUUGCUUCAUCCCAGGAAAGGUGAUUGAUGAGAUUUAUCGUGUGUUGAGAUAUGUCAAUUCUACCAGAGCCCCACAGCGAGCUCAUGAAGUCCUCCAGGAGUUAAGGGACAUUUCCUCCAUGGCCAUGGAGUACUUUGAUGAGAAGAUCGUUCCAAUUCUGAAGAGGAAACUGCCAGGCUCAGAUGUGUCUGGAAGACUCAUGGGCUCUCCUCCAGUUCCAGGACCGUCUGCAGCCCUGACGACAAUGCAGCUCUUCUCCAAGCAGAACCCUUCACGACAGGAGGUUACUAAACUCCAGCAGCAGGUCAAGACCAAUGGUGCUGGUGUGACAGUUCUCAGGCGGGAGAUUUCUGAGCUUCGCACCAAAGUGCAGGAGCAGCAGAAGCAGCUUCAAGACCAAGAUCAGAAACUGCUAGAGCAGACCCAGGUCAUCGGCGAGCAGAAUGCUCGGCUGGCAGAGCUGGAGCGCAAACUUCGGGAGGUCAUGGAGAGCGCGGUGGGAAGGUCCUCCGGGCCCAGGCAGAGUGAGGAGUCUCCGAGGAAGCGGAGAAAGGCCGCAGAAGCCAUCGACUCGUCUAGAAAAUCCAAGCGGCUUCGGAAUGGAAAGUAAAUUGGAUGGAGCACAGGCCUUGCUCCAGAGGAAGGUGUGGCUUUGCCGAUCAGGAUCCUGGGAACAACUCUCUGUCUGGGCUUCUAGGCUUUCAGAACUUGACUUCAGCCUAAACUCAUGGUCGGGACAUUCUCUCCCUGCUUCUCCUUUUGGAACGGAUGCACAGAAUCUUUUUAUUUUGCAAUAGAUUUGUACUAACCAGACCUGUUCUAUCAUGUUUUGGGAAGUUGACUUUUUUCUGUGCAGAUAAUGUCUGUCUGUUUCUGCAUAUAUGCACAUUAUCUAGGAUCUUAAGCAAACCAGUCUUGACAGACUAGAAGUUGUUUCAUACAGAAAAUGUCCUGUUCACUUGAAAGAAAAAAAACCUACUUUUUAAAUGGACACUAUCUUGUUUAAAAAAGUUGACUUUUUGUUAUAAGUGACCUUUGUCUGGAAUGUCUGAAAAGUAGUUAAGCUUUUUGGUAUCGAAGUAAUGGGUAACUGAAAGGACUUGCAUAGUGUUGACUGUAGAAGGAGCCUCUACAGUAUUGACUAUAUAUUUUUAUAAACUACUGGCAAGGGACGGAUCCAGUUGGUAUCCACGUUUUCAGUUCUCUCUGGGGCCAUGUCCUACUUGCGCACGGAUGGAUGCAUGCACUGCCUAGUCAGCCCACUUCAAGCUCUUGCACUGGCAUUGAUCUUGAACCUUUGUACUUCUUCACUUCUUAGCGUCUCCUUGAGUUAAGCGCUUUACAUCUUCCACUGCAACUGCUUGCCUCCAGGGGAGAAUUGUUAGUCCAUUUGUCCUCCAGUUUUAUAGGAACCAGAGACUAUUAAAGCCCGUUGCUUUAGCUGUCCUCUGUAGGGUUCAGGUGCCAAGGCAAAACCCCAGUCCAGGGCUCUUUUCUGUUGUGACCAGGCCUCUGGGAGGUAGUGUUGGUCCUAACUCCUUACUUGCUUGAGGGUCAAAUGGGGGACCCAGCUUGUAGAUUUAGUUUUGCCAUUGAAAGAAAAUUCGCUGAAGAAAAUUGUGCCAUGAAAGUAAUUUGAUAACUUCAUUGUUGGGAGCUGACCUGAUGGAAGCUUUUUAAUAUUAAUUUUAGGCUUUCCUUGUCCUAACUUUACACAGAAGCUUUAAUUUUGUUUGCACUCCUGUUUUGAGCUUGUAACUGGAAAGCAUAUCUUGCACUGUUCACCCUCUGAGUGGUCACUUUAACAACCUCCAAAUUGUGGACAGUGGUUUUCUUUCCGAGCUGUGUACUUUUAAGACAUUCGGUUAUCACUGUCCUAGUUUUAUUUUAAUGUACUAAAUUAUGUAGUUAUUUGACUGUUCUUUUAAACUGCUGCCUUGGGCUUCAGUUAUUUAAAGUAAAUGUAGGUGUAAUGUAGAAGAUUAUCCCUUUCCAGGUGAGAUUUUGACACCUGUAUGAAACCUAAGGUUGUGGUAAGUACCUUAGUUGAAUAAAAGCACAAGGUUAUCCACCUCCUGUAUCCGUCCAGCAUGACAUAAUUAUCCAUACUUUAGGUUAGGUUACCAAAUGAAACAUUUCCCUAUCCAUUUUUAGUAUUGUCCUUUCAUAAUUUUGUCCUCAGAUUUUGGUCAGUUCUAUGUCUUAACUUUGAAACUCCAUUUACAAUGUAGUUUGUUUUCAAUGAAAACCAUAAAGUAACAUCCAAGUGUUUCAUGGUUUGUUGGGAAGGUAAUUUUAAAAUAAACAGUUUCCUAAAAACAUUUGUCAGCCAAGGUCAUCCAUAAAAGUCCCUGUCUGGAAUACAUUCUCUCAGCAGGUCUCACUUUUGUAAUCAUAGGAUUUAGCCAUAUUCUCAGACCUUUGCAAGAGGCUUCUUGCGUACUCACAGCCUUUAGUAGUUGUUUUUCUGCUAACAGGAAGACUUUCGAAGAGCUGAGUGCAGGUUUACAAAGUGUGAACUUUAUGCGUCAGUGGGGAAUAGCCUCAGAUUAUUUCUGCAGUAGUUGUUAAUAAAUUGUUAAAAGCUUUUCUGAAUUUGUUUUUAAGCUCCAUCUGGUUAGCCUGAAUGUAUCUGUAGUCUUGCAUUGGUUAACAUGAGUGGUUGGCCUUUAUAAUGACCAUCCAGGUAUUGGAAGGUAAAUUUUCUUUCCUCACACCGGAUCUGCAGCACAUACUCACAGUCACGAGUCACACUUGUCAGCAUCGAAUGUUCCACACGCAGGCAGACCACACACUACAGUUGAAGUUUCAAACUAGCUAAACUGGCGUAGGUUGUCACCUUGACUGUCAUUGAGCUCUUGGGUAGAGGUCACACGUGCUUUGGGGCAGCUUGUAAGUACUGUGGGUUCUGAAGGCCACACAUCAUCUUCAUCAGCUAAAACUGAUGUUACAUUGCAUUUAUAAACCAGCUUCCGAGGAGCUCAUCCCCAACCCCAAAUUUUCUGUCAUUCAUCUAAAUGCUGUGUGUUGUUAAUGGCACAACAUUUCAUAAAGCAUUUCCAUCAUCUUGACUGCUUUUCAGAGAAAUCUGUGUUUCACUGUGUUAUGCCCACUUAAAUUUAUUAUAGUACAACACCAGUAUGUAUAAAAAUGUGAAAAGAUGUGUGCAGAAAUCAGAGAGGAGGGCCUGGGGAUUGAGCUCAGCGGUAUAAACACCUGCCUUGCAAGCGUGUGGUCCUGAGUUUGAUCCCCGGUACCGAUAAAAAUUUAAAAAAAGAAAUUGGAGAGGACUGACCUCACCCAUCCAGCUGGUCACCGCCCCACACACACACAGACAUGGUUUUCUCACCCUGCCUCACAGAGCCUCCAGUAUUCUGCCUGGCCUGUUGCCGGCAGGUGGGGUAUAUGCAGAGCAGUCCUGCUGUUUGGAGCCUGUUGGUGCCAUCAGGCCUAAAGCCACUGGUUUUGGAAGCAACUUUUUUUGGAUUGCCUUAAUCUCUUACUUAGUAGUUUCAAGAUAUAUAUGCAUUAUUCUACAUGUUAAAAUAUUCUGUGUAGCCCCACAUGUGGGUAAAACAGUAUAAAUAAUGCUUAAAUAAGCUAAAAGGUAUCACUGCAGCUGGAUUUUGAGAAAAGGCAUAAUAGGCUGUGCUUCAUAAAAAUAAUGGCACUGUAGGAUUGCACUAUUUUAUGCAUUAUUUUCUAUGCCAUUUCAUAGCCUGCACUUUAAUCUCCAAAGAAACGGUGUAUGAUGUCCCAGUUGUUGGUUAAUAAACUUUUCCCUAGACAGGGCACUUAGUUCUAUUUUAUUAUACUGGUUAGUUUCUUGGAGGUGGAUUCCUUUUUUGAGUUCUCUACUUCCUUAGCCAUAGUAUUUUCGAGGAUCUGGGAAUCCCUCUCAUCUGUUUCCAGGAGUAUAUAAUUUUAAUGCAAUGGAAACCUCAUCCUUGGUGAUCAGCACAUCCUUAGAACCUCUUCCGCAGUGAGCACCAGUUGGUCACACAGAUGAGAUCUGCAAUUGGUGCUGUAGUGUUUGAAGGCAGGAGAGGAUAGAAGGCAACUUGAAACAUCCCGUGGCAGCAGUUGCUGAGGAAAGACUGCUUCUGUAGGAAUCCGGCUGGACCUGCCGUCCAGUUCUUUGACUUGGGGUCUGUCUGAGUGUCUUUCACUGGUACAUGAAAGGCUAGCAGCCUGCAUCUGCAGUGAAUUAUUUUCAGAAUGGACUGAGCCUACAGAAAACUAGGAGUACCAGAAUUGCCAGUCCUGCUGUGAUCUCACUUGGAGUAGCAAUAGUUCUGUCAGUUUCAGGCUUGAGUCUUUUGGCCUCUUACAACUUCCUGGUUCAAGUCCUGAAGUUUGAAAGUUAUAUCCAGAUUUUCCUGUUGUGUCUGAAGGAAACCAUGAGGUUUAGAAUCUUCAGUGGUAAUCUACACACCAGAUCUGUUGCCAAAGCCUAGCAGACCAUACUUAAACCACCAAAAAGGUGAGAUGUGUUUAGAAUCCCUUGCUGUGCUGCCAUGUCUGUUUACCUAUGCUUUCGAGCAACAAUAAAACACUAGUUUACCUUCUGGAACUUUGUUUUAAGGAUUGGAAAAUGAAAAGCACCUCCGGGUCACACAACAGGGUACAUAAAUAAAUGUGUUGUUACCAGU
Molecule: messenger RNA, 5191 nt
Organism: Cavia porcellus (domestic guinea pig)
Lineage: Eukaryota; Metazoa; Chordata; Mammalia; Rodentia; Caviidae
Gene: Fbxo28
Product: F-box protein 28
Exons: 5
Coding region: 43-1149 (368 amino acids)
Biological process (GO): protein polyubiquitination
Molecular function (GO): protein binding
Source: RefSeq, a predicted model, not a curated record